UGUUUUGUUGGGAAAAUUAUAAAGGAGCUUCACUGGUCCAUUUAUUUAUUGAGUGAAUGAAUUGAGGUCAAAACAGUCAUUAGCAUCACAUCACGGGGAACAUUGAUUUCGUAGGUCCCUAAGAACAUCGUGGGGGAAGCUAAAAUGUUCUUCAAAGGCCAUUUUAUAAUCCCAAAAAUACCCAUAUGAGGAGCACGUGUUCUGUUAUCUAGUAUUUUGGGAAAACAUUUCAUGAGCCCAACAAAUAAAAACAAUGUGCAACUUUAACCUUGUUAGAUGUUGAAUCAAAAACACAAAGAUCAAAACUUUUUAAGUUAUUAUCUAAAGUAAAAAUCAUGAUAGGCUAAAUCUGAGAUCAUUAUUUAACAAAAUCCAGUUCUGGUUUCAAUCAAUAUUCUGAAAAUCUCAUCCUAUCCCGAGGAACAAAAAAGAAGACGACAUCCCAUCUACCAAAAGGAACAAAAAAGAUAAAAGAGGAAAAAAAAGAGCCUUUUCUUAUUGAAGAUUCUUGCUGCUGCAUUGAUUUGGCGAUUAAGAGACGGGUUUAUGGAAAUAGGUUGUCUUGUUUUUUUCAUAAUAAUUGACUGAAGCCAACCAUGAAGUAUUUUCGAUGCUCAUCGAUGGUAAAAUCAUGAAGAACUUGUUCUACUCAAAGAAACUUUUAUGAUAGGUGAUUUUGUUGGGUGUAUAUUAUUUUGGCUCUAAUUGGGUGUCAAAGAUUCAAUAUUGCACUGAUGAGUUCCGGAUUUCAGUUAUGGUACAACUACAAUGCAGAUGUUUAUGAUUAAAAGUAGAGGUAAUUAUUAUGGGGAAGUUCCUCAUUGGAUUUGUAUUGCCUCAGCUUCUUUUGACAGCUGCUUUGCUGAAUCGGAGUUUGAUAUCUCUGGUUGAUCUGUUAGCCUUUCUCCUCAUUCAAUAUGCAGCUCCCGAAAUAGGUUUUCAGUUCCCAAGGCAAUCUCUCUUAUCAUGGUACACACUUAUCUUUUCGUCACUAACUAUUCUAUCACAUGCCAUAUUUUACAUUGUUUGGGUUGUGAAAGGAGACCAGUGGAGCAUUUCUGAUGCUCAAUGGGCAAAGCUAAUCGGUUUUGUAAGAGAUCAGUCUUCGAGCUUUCCAUCUUUAAUUUAUUUCUUGAUGGUACAAGUACUAGCAGCUUUAGUUGCGUUACUUGAAAUAAGCGGCAGUAGGUUUGGCUUGGAUUCACAGAGUGAUUCAUUUUGGGGGCAUUUAUAUUCCUUUGUACUACAAAUAGGUUCCCAUCUCAGGGUUUUAUGCUGCUUAUUGUUGCCUGCUGUACAACUUGUUGUUGGAAUUAGUCAUCCCUCUUGGGCAUCUUUACCAUUUUUUAUUUGUAGUAGUAUUGGACUUGUUGAUUGGUCCUUAACAAGCAACUUUCUUGGCCUUUUCAGAUCUUGGCGGUACCUUUUGUUGUAUACUGGCUUGAACAUUGUCUUGCUCUACAUAUACCAACUCCCUGUCGAGUAUUCUGGGAUCUUUAAGUGGCUAGCUGAUUUUAUUGGAAUCUAUAAGAUAUCUGCUAAAUCGGAGUGGUCAGAAAUUUGUUCUGGUCUUUCUCUUAUAGUCUUUUACAUCAUUCUAUCUUGGAUUAGAUGUGAUCUUAUGGAAAUGGAUUUCAUCAUGUCGGCAAGAGCAAGCAGCUUGACUAGGCAACUUCUUCCUUCAAAGCAUUCAUUCUUUAUUCGUGAAUCAAGAUCCGGUGUUAGGCACACUAAUAUUUUGUUAAGAGGACCAAUCUUACGGACUUUCGGCAUUAACUAUUUUACUUAUGGUUUUCCGAUUUCCUUGCUUGCUCUUUCAUUUUGGAGUUUCCACUUUGCAAGUCUCUAUGCAUUUGGACUUCUUGCUUAUGUUGGCUAUAUUCUGUAUGUCUUCCCCUCAAUGUAUCACUUGCAUCGAUUGAAUGGCUUGCUUCUUGUUUUGAUUCUCUUGUGGGCUGUUAGCACGUACAUCUUCAACAUAGCUUUCACGGUCCUUAAUAAGGAGAAAUGGCAGGACAUGGAGAUUUGGGAAACAAUUGGGCUAUGGCACUACCCUAUCCCCGGAUUUUAUCUAUUGGCACAAUUUAGCCUCGGGGUUCUUGUUGCAUUGAGUAAUCUUGUUAACAAUUCCGUUUUCCUGUACUUGUCUGACAGAGAUGGGCCAUCUUCUAGUGAUGAUUCCUCUUUAGAUGACACAGAGGAAACAAAAGUACUGAUUGUAGCUACAAUAGUAUACGGACUGCGCAAAAGUUCUCGGGCUAUGGUGCUGUUGCUAUUGUUCCUUAUUGCGUUAAACCCUGGUCUCAUCCCUGCCUUAUACAUGGCUUUUUUCUUGAUAUUUCUAUUAAGCCACCAUGUAGGUACAAAAAUACGGCAAUGCUUAAUUCUGUUAUGUGAGGCACAUUUCACACUGUUAUAUCUUCUUCAGCUUAAUCUAAUAUCUUCUACCUUGAUGAAAAAAGGCUCGAUUGCUGAGAAAAUUCUUUCACAACUAGGUUCAUUUAAUCAUGCUAAGUCUGGGGACUUCCUGAAGAUAGCUGUGCUUGCUUGCUUUUCUGCCAUUCAUAAUCAUGGGUUUGAAAUGUUGCUCUCAUUUUCAGCAAUUGUUCAACACACUCCUUGCCCUCCAAUAGGGUUUACCAUCUUGAGAGCUGGUUUACUCAAGUCUGUUAUAUUGACGGUUUAUACCUCAAAAUCAAGAAACCCCCCUGAAAUUAACUUCUCUCAUGAGAGAAAAAUAGGAUCAUAUCUGAAUACUAUUGGCAAGACGUUUCUUUUGACAUACCGAUCAUGUGGAACUUACAUUGUCUUUCUCACGAUCCUUCUUACAGUUUAUAUAGUAACGCCUAACUAUUCUUCAUUUGGUUACCUAUUCUUCCUUCUAAUGUGGAUUACCGAAAGACAACUCGUAGGGAAGACAGUAAAGCGCCUUUGGCUACCGCUGAAAGUUUAUGCCAUUGCAGUGUUUGUGUUCAUUUACGGGUUAAGUGCGUUCUCUUGGCUUCAGGAAUGGUUGUCCAGAUUAGUUAAACUUUCUUCUGCCUUCGGGUAUAACCCAGAAGCUUCAAUGUUGAAAAAUAUUUGGGAGUCCUUAGCUGUAUUAGUUGUGUUGCAACUACAUCGUUACGAGAGGAGGCAAAGCAAAACCUUCGCACCGAGGGAUGGUGUGCCAGAAACUGAUGCUUUUACUUUUCUCAAGCGCCUUCUAAUUUGGCACAGUGAAAAGAUACUGUAUCUUACCAUAUUUUAUGCAUCUUUGUCACCGAUCAGUGCAUUUGGGUUUUCCUAUCUUUUCGGUUUAGUUAUUUGUGCGAUUUCAUUGAAAAACUCUCAGAUCCCUUCAAAACUCUUUCUGGUUUAUUCGGCAUCACUUGUGAUGAUUGAAUACCCUUUCCAGAUGUGGGGUUACCAGGCUGAGAUGUUCCCUGGUCAAAAACACCAUUCGGUUUCGUUUUUCCUCGGCUUGCAGGUGUAUGAACCCGGUUUCUUCGGUGUAGAAUCUGGCUUGAGAGGGAAGGUGCUAGUUAUUGUUGCGUGCAUUCUGCAGCACAGUGUCUCUCAGUGGUUUGAAAAGAUGCCGAGCAACUUUGAAAAUGAAGGAUGGUGGGAGGACUCUUGUGGUUUGUUUAUGUCAACUGAAAUAGCCUCAAAUGGUGACAUGAUUUUUACCAGAGGAAGAAAAUGUUUAGAUGCCAAUCCGCUGUUAAGAAAAAUGAAAAAGCCAAGAAGCUAUUCGUGCCCAUCUCUUAAGACUAUCAUUUUACGAGGUAUGAAUCCUGCAGGAGGCAGUGAAGGUAGAAACCAUACAAAUGGGCAUUUGCAGGAAAGUUCCAAAGAUAAUCAUAAAUGGAAGAGAAAGCAAAUUCAUAUGUUGAGAAAGGAGAGGCUGGAAAUGCAAAAGGCUAGUCUGAAAGUUUAUAUCAAGUUCUGGGUGGAGAAUAUGUUUAAUCUCUUCGGCCUCGAGAUAAACAUGAUCGCAUUGCUUCUUGCCAGCUUUUCUGUGCUGAAUGCUAUAUCUUUGCUCUACAUUGCAUCUCUUGCCGCUUGCAUUCUUUUACAUCGGGACGCCAUAAAUAAACUUUGGCUAAUAUUUGUUUUCUUGUUUGCUUCCAUUUUCACCCUCGAGUACAUGGCUUUUUUGUUGAAUCUGACUUCCUGGAUGCAUCUUUCCCCAACUAAGGCCAAAGCGCUUUGCAAUGACUGUUGGAGAAGCUCCCAUAUUCAUUUUGAUUACUGCAAGAAAUGCUGGCUAGGUUUCAUUGUAGAUGAACCCAGAAUGCUUAUCAGCUAUUACACAGUUUUCAUGUUUUCAUGUCUCAAACUUCAUGCGGAUCGCUUGUCGAGUCUCUCGGGGUUUCAGACAUAUAAAGAAAUGAUGUUUCACUCAAAACAAGUAUCCGGUCUGAGUGAUCUCUCGUUUGAAACAAAAGUCUUGUGGACAUUUCUUGACUACCUGAGGCUUUACAGUUAUUGUCACUUACUGGAUCUUGUGCUUGCUUUAAUUUUGAUCACUGGAACACUAGAGUAUGAUGUUCUUCACCUUGGAUACCUUGGAUUUGCUCUAGUUUUCUUCCGGAUUAGGCUUCAAAUUCUAAAGAAAAAGAAUAGCAUCUUCAAAUUCUUGCGGAUUUACAAUUUUGCUCUGAUUGUCCUUAGUCUUGCAUACCAGUCUCCUUUUGUAGGUGAUUUUUGUGAGGGGAAAUGUGAGAUGAUAGAUCGGAUUAGCAAAGUGAUCGGGUUGCAUAAAUACGGAUUUCAUGUUACAUCUAGAUUUGCACUUGUUGAGGUUAUAAUAUUCAUUCUGGUUUCACUUCAGUCAUACAUGUUUUCAUCCUUGGAAUUCGACUAUGUAUCGAAAUAUCUUGAAGCGGAACAGAUCAGUGCUUUAGUCCGUGAGCAGGAGAAGAGGGCUGCAUGGAAGACUGGACAUUUGCAACAUAUACGUAAAUCCGAGGAGCAAAAGCGCAUGCGUAAUCUACAAGUUGAAAAGAUCAAAUCAGAGAUGCUCAACUUGCUGAUCCAACUUCAUAGCUUGAGCACCACUAAUUGCGGUAGCACCUUUCCUGAAGGCAAAAUCAAAAGAAACAGGAACCUUUCGGUAAAUUCAAAUCCAUCUCAGACUACCCCCAAAAAACGGGAUGCUGAUUUAGAGAGAAAGGAUCUUAAUGGAAGAUUGGAUUUGUUAUCUAAUCAUGAUAUGAAUGGAUCUCCUACAAGUGAAAGAACUGUAGUUCUGUGUGAAGAGGACUCCAGACAGCAGUCAGUCAAUUCACUGUUCGAGAUUUAUGAACUACACGAGACAGUUAAUGGUAACAUGUAUUCCCAUACAAAGCCUCAAGAAAAAUACCAAUCCAAGAGAAGUCCACUAGCAUCAGCGGUACAACUGAUAGGUGAUGGAGUUUCACAGGUGCAGUCUCUUGGUAGUAUGGCAGUCAUGAAUCUCGCAAGCCUCUUAAACAUUGAACAUGAAAAACUGGAUUCAUACUAUCAUUCUUCAGAUGAUGAGGUAUAUUACAAGGUAGAGAAUCAUGAUUUUGGUGGUGAACAUAUUGAACGAACGCAUUCAAUGCUAUCUGAUAGUGAUAGGAACAUGUUUAAUGUUGCGCGCCGACAAAUCAAGAUCAUCUUCCACCAUAUUUGGGACCAAAUGAGAUCAAAUAACAAUGUUGUUUGCUACUGUUGCUUUAUUCUGAUUUUCCUAUGGAAUUUUAGCCUGCUUUCCAUGGUUUAUCUGGUUGGUCUCUUCUUGUAUGCUCUCUGUGUAAAUACCGGUCCGAGCCACAUGUUCUGGGUUAUUAUGCUAAUUUACACUGAGGUCUGUAUUUUGCUUCAAUACUUAUAUCAAAUCAUCAUUCAACAUUUUGGGAUGAUUUUCAAAGCCGGAUUGUUUCGGGAGUUGGGAUUUCCGGUGUGCAAGAACAUGUCAUCUUUUGUGAUCAGCCAUUGGCCUCUUUUUUUAGUGUAUUUGUUUACUCUCUUACAGUAUGCCAUAACUGCCAGCGACGGCGAAUGGACUGCAACAGCCGAGUUCAGCUUUACUAGAAAAAAUCACUACCAGGAAAUUGCUGCAUAUGAUUUUGGAUUCUUUAGGAGAUUAAAGGGACUGCUUUUACAUUUAAGAAACGUGAUGGAAGUGUUGAUUCGAAAUCUUUACAGGUACUGGAUAUCCUUAACACAGGAAUCCGAAACUCCUCCUUACUUUGUGCAGCUAUCUAUGGAAGUCAACUUACCACCAGGGGAUGGCAUUCAACCUGAGAUGAUUGAAUCGAAAAUGAACAAGUUGCUGAAGAUCAUGCAUGACAGAAGAUGCAGAGACAACCUCAACAUUUAUCCUGCAAGUAGAGUUCGAGUUCAAAGCAUUGAACGAAGUCCAGAAAAUGAUAACAUUGCCCUGGUUGUUUUUGAGGUGUUAUAUGCCUCCCCUUCAGGAGAUUCUUCCUUCAAAGAAGGGCAAAGGUCGUUAACCCCGUCUGCUGAUGUAACUAGUGAGAUUCUAGAAGCCUACCAUGCCGAUAUUUUUAGAGAAAUACGGUUCCCUUACACUAUACUUUCUGUAAUCGGUGGAGGUAAGAGAGAUAUAGACCUAUACGCCUAUGUAUUUUGUGCAGAUCUAGUUGUCUUCUUCUUGGUGGCAAUUUUCUACCAAUCUGUCAUAAAAAAUAACAGUGAGUUCCUUGAAGUUUAUCAGCAUGAAGAUCAAUUCCCAAAAGAGUUUGUGUUUAUCUUAAUGGUUAUCUUUUUCUUGAUAGUGCUGGAUCGCGUCAUUUACCUUUGUUCAUUUGCCACUGCGAAAGUUAUAUUCUAUCUUUUCACUCUUUUCCUCUUCACAUACUCUGUCACGAACUAUGCUUGGCAAAUGGAGCCUUCGGACAAACAUGCCGGAAAGUUUGCGCUUCGUGCUAUUUACCUCACGAAGCUGAUUUCCCUGGCUCUGCAGGCCAUACAAAUCCGAUUUGGGAUUCCAAAUGAAAGCAAUCUGUACAGGCAAUUCUUAACAAGUAGCAUUUCUCAAACUAAUUUCUUGGGUUUCCGAAUUUAUCGUGCUCUCCCUUUCCUUUAUGAACUUCGAUGUGUUCUUGAUUGGUCUUGCACAACUACAUCUUUAACCAUGUAUGAUUGGUUGAAGUUGGAAGAUAUCCAUGGAAGCUUGUUUCUUGUCAAAUGUGAUGCGGAUCUAAAUAGAGCUAAACACCAGCAAGGAAAAAAGCAGACAAAGCUAACUAAAUUUUGCAGUGGCAUUUGCUUAUUCUUCAUACUGAUUUGUGUCAUAUGGGCCCCUAUGCUGAUGUACAGCAGCGGUAACCCGACAAAUAUUGCAAACCCCAUAAGAGAAGCCAGUGUGCAGAUUGAUAUAAAGACGAGCAGCGGAAGGCUUACAUUGUUUGAGACCACUUUGUGCGAAAGGAUCUCAUGGAACAAAGUAAAACACGAACAUAUCGAUCUUGAUCCACAAGGCUACUUAGACAAUUAUAAUGAAGUGGACAUUCAACUGAUAUGUUGCCAACCUGAUGCAAGCAAAGUAUGGCUUGUUCCCCCAGUGGUCCAAGCCCGAUUUAUCGAUUCUCUCCAACAGAGCAUGGACAUUGUUUUCUCUUGGCAAUUCAGGAGAGAUAGACCGAAAGGGAAGGAAGUUGUGAAACAUCAAUUACUUGUUGCUGAUCAUGAUCUUCCUAAAUCUGCAGAAGUGAUGCAAGUUCUUAAUGGUACUGCUAAUAGUUUCAGAAUGUUUAACAUCUAUCCAAGAUAUUUCCGGGUUACUGGUUCUGGAGAUUUGCGGUUUCUUGAACAGUCGUUUUUACAGGUUAAAAAGGUUAGUGGGGAUCUUGUUCUCAAUCAUGGAAAUCCAGAAUGGUGGUCUUUUCAGGACAUUGAUGUAUCAGGUGGAACUGGAUGCUGUGAGUUUGCUGGACCAGUGGCCAUAAUUGUAUCCGAGGAAACACCUCAGGGCAUUCUUGGGGAUACAUUGAGCAAAUUUAGCAUUUGGGGUCUUUACAUUACUUUUGUGCUAGCUGUUGGCCGUUUCAUCAGACUACAAUGUUCUGAUCUCAGAAUGAGAAUACAAGUUGAGAACCUUCCUUCUUGUGACAGUUAUGUUGGUACAGGUUGCUUGCAAUCUGUGAGGACAUAUAUGCUGCAAGAGCUGAGGGUGAGCUUGAGGUUGAAGAGGUUCUUUACUGGACACUAGUCAGCAUUUAUCGAUCUCCACACAUGCUGCUCGAGUACACUAAGCCUGACUAAUUACGUACCAUCCUCACCAAUUCAACCCAAUUUUUAUUACAGUUGCGACUUUUUUUCAAGCAUUGUUCAGUGUUGAUUCUAAAAUAAGCUUCUCUUUUUUUUUUGGAUUGGGUGAAGGUAUUCAUUCAAAAGGCUGACUUAAUUAUCUUGAAAUAAAUUAUUGCAAGAUAAAAAGUAAAAUAUAUAUAUAUAUAGAAAUUUGAAUGGUCAACUUUACUAUUAGUCCUUGUAUCAUGCAUAAGUUUUGAGUUUAGUCCUUGUACUUUAA
Gossypium raimondii (Peruvian cotton) is the source of this 8506-nucleotide messenger RNA. RefSeq names its product piezo-type mechanosensitive ion channel homolog. The record is from RefSeq and is a predicted model, not a curated record. The transcript has 21 exons. Lineage: Eukaryota; Viridiplantae; Streptophyta; Magnoliopsida; Malvales; Malvaceae. The coding region runs from base 806 to 8185 and encodes 2459 amino acids.